Beta vulgaris subsp. vulgaris (sugar beet) is the source of this 3457-nucleotide messenger RNA. Its product is annotated as probable LRR receptor-like serine/threonine-protein kinase At1g56140. The record is from RefSeq and is a predicted model, not a curated record. Gene Ontology annotation, biological process: protein phosphorylation. Gene Ontology annotation, molecular function: protein kinase activity; protein binding; ATP binding. NCBI's taxonomy places the organism in Eukaryota, Viridiplantae, Streptophyta, Magnoliopsida, Caryophyllales, Amaranthaceae.
CUGUCAAAGAGAUGAUUCAAAUAUUCAAAAACAAAGAUUAAUUGGGAUCUAAAGUAGUAAUUGUUUUGUUUUGACUUGACUUUUACAAAUUACAAGUCUACUGAUUGCUGAUCCACAACCCGGAAACGCUUACUUUAUCCACCAACUACUGUUGUUGCUGAUACCUCUUUAAAUUCUCCCAGCCAUCAUCAACUUUAAUUUGCCAACCAUCCAUAUAUUUUUUUCUUCAAAAUUGGCUGCCGCAAAUACAAAUAGUAAGAGACCAAAUAGUUUCCUUCUGCAGCUGGCGCCACCAAUCACUAUGACGCGGUAUUGGUGCGUAAUUGCGCUGCUACUAAUGGCGGCGUGUUCAUGUGCUCGAGCUCAAAACACCACCAGCGCCACCACUGAUCCUACUGAAGCGAGGGCAUUGAAUUCAAUUCUACAACAAUGGGAGAGGCCUGCAAACACGGAACAGUGGAAUACAACUGGAGAUCCAUGCUCUGGGGCGGCCAUUGAUACUUCUAUUGUAAUUGAUGCUCCUGCUUAUAACCCCUUCAUCAAAUGUGAUUGUAGUUAUAAUGACAGCACUAUCUGCCAUAUUACUGCUCUGAAGGUAUAUGCACUCGAUGUGGUAGGCGUGAUACCAGAUGAGAUCUGGGAUUUGGUUUACCUUACUAAUGUGAUAUUGGGGCAAAAUUACUUGACUGGCCCUAUUUCUUCAAGCAUCGGAAACCUAACUCGUAUGCAAUAUCUGAAUAUUGGUAUCAAUGCAUUUUCUGGACGCCUUCCGAGAGAACUUGGUCUACUAACUGAUUUACGAUUACUGGGUAUUGGUUCAAACAAUUUCUCUGGUCCCUUACCAUCAGAGAUUGGAAACCUAAGAAGAUUAGACCAACUGUACAUUGACAGUUCUGGAGUUAGUGGUGCAAUCCCUUCAUCAUUUGCUAAUUUGCGAAGCCUAGUGACAGUGUGGGCAUCAGAUACGGAACUUACGGGUGUAGUACCUGAAUUCAUAGGGAACUGGAGCCAACUUCAAGAACUGAGGCUUGAAGGAAAUUCAUUUAUUGGACCAAUACCAUUGUCCCUUUCCAAUUUAAGUUCUUUACAGCAGUUGAGGAUAAGUGGUUUGUCAAAUAGCAGCUCUUCUUUGGAAUUCUUAACUGGUCUUACAUCCUUACAGAUCUUAAUUCUGAAGAAUAACAACAUUACUGGUUCCAUACCCCGUAGUAUCGGAGAACUGCAAAGUUUAACUCAACUGGACCUAAGCUUCAAUGCCAUAACUGGACAAAUUCCAAACUCAGUUUUUAAUCUCAGCUCUCUUUCUCACUUGUUUCUUGGAAACAAUAGGCUUACUGGUGCUCUACCUGCUCAGAAAAGCCCAUCUCUGGCUAAUAUAGAUGUAUCCUACAAUCGAUUAUCUGGGAACUUGCCUUCUUGGGUCAGCCAACCGAAUCUGGAACUGAACUUCGUUGCGAAUAAUUUCUCUGUAUCAAGCUCAAACAGCAGAUCUUUGCCAUCAGGUUUAAACUGUUUGCAGAAUGGAUUCCCUUGCAACACUGGUUUGGGACGUUAUUCUGACUUUGCAGUCAAGUGUGGUGGUCCGCAGAUUAGAGCAUCCAAUCAAGUUGUAUAUCAAAGUGAUAGUGAGGCUCUCGGUCCUGCCAAUUACUUUGUGACAGGCAAUGAUCAGUGGGCUGUCAGUAAUGUUGGAUUGCCUGCUGCAAGCAACAAUGUCUCAUAUAGAUUUAGCUCUUCCCGCCAGUUUGUUGAUUUAGACUCUGAAUUAUUCCAAACAACAAGAUUGUCCGCCGGAUCCCUGAGAUACUAUGGGCUAGGCCUUCAGAAUGGUAACUACAGUGUGCUCCUACGAUUUGCAGAGAUACAAAUUGAAAAUGGUAGAACUUGGAGAAGUCUUGGAAGGCGUGUGUUUGAUAUUCUUAUCCAGGGAAAUCGGGUGGAACGAGAUUUUGACAUACGGAGGGAGGCAGGGAAUCAGUCAUAUAGACCAGUUCAGAGAAACUAUACUAUUGAGGUGACGGCAAACUACCUAGAGAUACAUCUCUUUUGGGCUGGAAAAGGAACAUGCUGCAUACCUGUCCAGGGAGCAUAUGGACCUUCUAUAUCAGCUCUCAGUGUCACUCCAUUGUUUGAUGCCAGGCCUGUAAGUUCAACAACAAACAAUCAUACUGCUGUAAUUGUUGGAAUCCUUGUUCCUGUUGGAGUUAUUGCCCUCCUUGCUUUGGGAGCAUGUUGGUUUGUUAAAAGAAGAAAGAGGUUGCGUGAAACAGAAGACGAGUUCUUGGGCAUUGAUGCUAAACCAUACACUUACAGUUAUGCUGAACUGAAGUCUGCUACUGGAGAUUUUGAGCCAUCAAACAAGCUUGGUGAAGGUGGCUUUGGAAGUGUCUACAAGGGAACCUUAAGUGACGGCAGACUUAUCGCAGUUAAACAACUUGCUGUAGCAUCUAAUCAAGGGAAGAAUCAAUUUAUAACAGAAAUAGCGACUAUAUCUGCAGUACAACAUCGGAACCUCGUAAAGUUGUAUGGAUGUUGCAUUGAUAAUCAAAAGCGUUUGCUUGUUUACGAGUACCUAGAGAACAAGAGUCUUGAUAAAGCAUUGUUUGGAGACAGCAAAUUGGAACUUAACUGGGCUAAACGUUUUGAAAUCUGUUUGGGAGUGGCAAGAGGCUUGCUCUAUCUUCAUCAAGAGUCACGGCUUCGGAUUGUGCACAGAGAUGUUAAAUCCAGUAAUAUUCUGCUUGAUUCUGAUCUAAAUCCCAAAAUUUCAGAUUUUGGUCUGGCCAAACUAUAUGAUGAAAAAAAGACUCACAUGAGCACUGGUGUUGCUGGGACAGUCGGCUACCUCGCCCCAGAAUAUGUGCGUGGCCAUCUUACAGAAAAAGUCGAUGUGUUUGCUUUUGGCGUAGUUCUUCUAGAAAUUGUUAGCGGAAGGUCCAAUUGCGACUCCGCAUUAGGGAGGGAAGAGAUGUAUCUUCUUGAUUGGGCGUGGAGUCUAUAUGAGAAUAGUCUAGUUGUGAAACUUGUGGAUAAGAGAUUGGUUGAUUUCAACGAGGAUGAGGUAAAAAGAGUGAUUACAAUAGCAUUUUUGUGCACUCAAACAUCACCAGCACAUCGUCCAACGAUGUCUCGGGUGUUGGCAAUGCUAUCUGGGGACGUUGAAGUGGGAACGGUACCUUCAAAACCAACGUAUUUGACAGACUGGGCGUUUGAUGACUCGAGCUUUAUGACCAGCGAAGCUUCUGAGUACUCAAAAACUGGUUAUUCUUCAACGGCUACUGAGUAUUCAAAUACUGGUUUUUCUUCUGCAGCUCUCACUACCACUACUAGUAACUAAACUGCUCAUGGCCUAAAGUCACCUAAAGAUGAUGUCAGCCUCAUUUUUCAGUGAUUACUGAUAAAAACUAGUGUAUCAAACUACUGAUAAUCAAUGCAGACUGUUGUUGGAUGAUGGUUA